Molecule: messenger RNA, 390 nt
Organism: Ogataea parapolymorpha DL-1
Lineage: Eukaryota; Fungi; Ascomycota; Pichiomycetes; Pichiales; Pichiaceae
Exons: 2
Coding region: 1-390 (129 amino acids)
Biological process (GO): translation
Cellular component (GO): mitochondrial small ribosomal subunit; ribosome
Molecular function (GO): small ribosomal subunit rRNA binding; structural constituent of ribosome
Source: RefSeq, a predicted model, not a curated record
AUGCUUUACGAGUUAGCUGCUAUUGCGAGGGUGGCUAACCCUUUAGCUGCUCAUGUUGAGGCAAAAGAAUUAGCGACAACGCUGGGAAAGAUGAUCAUUAGAAAUAACGGUGUCGUUCGAGAAGUGAUUGGAUUGGGACUCAAGCCAUUACCUAAAAUUUUCAAGAAAGCGGGCGAAAGACAUUUCCAGGGUUCCCAUUUCGUAAUCCUAUUUGAUUCCUCUAGUGCUGUCCAGCGUGAAAUCCUCAGAUCCUUGAAAAAUGAUCCAAGAGUCAUCAGAUCGUUUUUGACUAAAGUGGACGAUUCAAAAAAUUAUAAUGCUGGCUCGUCAGUGACAAGAGCUAUCAAGGCUAUCAAAGAACAUGGGUAUGAGAAAUCAAUUCCACUAUAG